Molecule: messenger RNA, 897 nt
Organism: Neltuma alba
Lineage: Eukaryota; Viridiplantae; Streptophyta; Magnoliopsida; Fabales; Fabaceae
Product: glycine-rich cell wall structural protein 2-like
Exons: 1
Coding region: 156-611 (151 amino acids)
Source: RefSeq, a predicted model, not a curated record
UGGUAGCCUUGCACUAGCCUUCAUUCUCGGGGUGCCUACUUGUCAUAUAUCAUCAUCAUUAUGUUCACGAAAGCCACUAUAUAAACCUGCUGUCAUGCACCACAAAACCCCUCAUCAUCAGGUCAACACUCAGCACUCUUAAAUCUCAUCCCAACAUGAUAUCCAACUUCUACCCCCUCGCUCUCUUCCUCUUCUUCUUCAUCACUCUCACCGUGGCUUCCGCCGGCGACGGCCCCUCCAGAAAGAUCGGUUCUUUCCAGCCCCAAAUGGUUCCGCAGAGUACCGCAACCCCCACGGGGGCCACUGGUUCCGCCCACGGUCCCAACUGGGACUACUCCUGGGGCUGGGGCUCCGCCCCCGGCAGUGGUUGGGGCUACGGUUCCGGCUCUGGCCGCUCUCCCUCCGGUUUCGGCAGAGGCUUCGGCUAUGGCUUCGGCUCCAGCUCCGGCUCAGGAUCCGGGUAUGGUUCCGGCUACGGAUCAGGAUCAGGUUCGGGCGGCGCUGGUGGCGGGGGCGGCGGGUAUGGAGGAGGGAAUGGCGGAUCGCACGGUGGCGGCUAUGGCAACCGCUUUCCGCCGUACAGUUGGAGUGGAACAAAUAACAAUGGGUAACUGAUGUAACGGUGCGGAUGUAUGUAGGCGGCAUAUAUAGCCACUGAAUUAAUAUAAUAAUGAAUGAAGUGUUUAUGUUGGAGGGCAUGGUAUUAAUAUUGAUAAAAUAAUAUUAAUAUUAAUACUAAUGCACAACAAAUAGUAUAAUAGUGUGGUGUGUAUGCAGGAAAUCUAUAGCCAGCGCUAGUCAUGAGCUAUCUAUGUAUACGAGGUUUGCUUUUAUGAGGUGAAAAUCCUUUGCGUGUAGUGUUAUAUGCCAGUGGCUCACCCACAGCUUCCUCUCUAC